Papilio machaon (common yellow swallowtail) is the source of this 1347-nucleotide messenger RNA. It is a transcript of the gene BckdhB, whose product is annotated as 2-oxoisovalerate dehydrogenase subunit beta, mitochondrial. Gene Ontology annotation, biological process: response to nutrient; branched-chain amino acid catabolic process. NCBI's taxonomy places the organism in Eukaryota, Metazoa, Arthropoda, Insecta, Lepidoptera, Papilionidae. Bases 160 to 1266 code for a protein of 368 amino acids. Gene Ontology annotation, molecular function: catalytic activity. The record is from RefSeq and is a predicted model, not a curated record. The transcript has 8 exons.
CAUUUUCUCCAGAAUUAAAAAUGAUGAAAUACUCGUCUUGAGUUAUCAGUUGUUUUUUAUCAUAGUUAAUUAGAAUUGCAGAUAAGAUGGUUUUGGUUUGUUUAAUACAUUCAACAAACGAGUCUCACACAUCACGGUCGCUGAUUAAGGCUAACGAAAAUGACUAGUUUAUUGACGCAGAAAAGUUUAGUUAUUGGAAAGUUAACAAAAUAUGUUAACGAUUGUGCAAAAAGGCUUUCCUCGCAUUUUAUUUACUAUCCCGAUAAUGAAAAACCAAUUUCAGGUGAAACAACCAAAAUGAAUAUGAUGCAAGCAAUAAACAAUGCAAUGGACAUCACAUUACGGGAUGAUCCAACUGCAGUACUGUUUGGUGAAGAUGUUGGCUUCGGAGGAGUGUUUAGAUGUGCUCUUGGCUUGCAGGACAAGUAUGGUAAAGACCGUGUGUUCAACACUCCGCUGUGCGAGCAGGGUAUUGCUGGGUUCGGCAUCGGCCUGGCUACUGCAGGAGCCACGGCUAUAGCUGAGAUACAGUUUGCUGAUUACAUAUUCCCUGCGUUUGAUCAGUUGGUGAACGAGGCUGCGAAGGCGCGGUACCGUUCAGGCGGACAGUUCGAUUGCGGUGCGCUGACAGUGCGCGCUCCGUGCGGGGCUGUGGGACAUGGCGGACUUUACCACUCUCAGAGUCCCGAGGCUUACUUCGCCCACACGCCCGGACUGAGGGUGGUGGUGCCGCGCGGGCCUAUCGCAGCCAAGGGUCUACUCCUGGCCUGCAUCAGGGAGCGGGACCCCUGCAUCUUCCUGGAGCCCAAGAUCCUGUACCGCUCCGCCACGGAGGAGGUGCCAGUAGACGACUACACGCUGCCGCUCGGCAAAGCACAAGUACUUAGAGAGGGUACAUCAGCGACGCUGCUGUGUUGGGGUACGCAGGUACACGUGCUGCUGGAGGUUGCGCAGAUGGCGGAGGACCAGCUCGGGGUCACUGUGGACCUCAUAGACCUGCAGUCCAUCCUGCCCUGGGACGAGGAGACAGUCUGCAAUUCUGUGAAGAAGACAGGACGUUGUCUGAUAUCUCACGAGGCGCCGCUCACUUGCGGCUUUGGAGCAGAAGUCGCAGCCACUGUACAGGAGGAAUGUUUCCUGCACCUGGAGGCGCCAGUGUGCCGCGUGUCAGGCUGGGACACUCCAUUCCCUCAUGUCUUCGAGCCUUUCUACCUCCCCGACAGGUGGCGCUGCUACGAACAACUUGUCAAACUACUAAACUACUGACACACUAUUUAACUACCCAACUCUUACCCGUUUUCUAUCUUUUAUAUUGUACGAGGUGAUGUUAAUAAAGUUAUAGAAAUA